Molecule: messenger RNA, 786 nt
Organism: Psilocybe cubensis
Lineage: Eukaryota; Fungi; Basidiomycota; Agaricomycetes; Agaricales; Agrocybaceae
Exons: 5
Coding region: 1-786 (261 amino acids)
Source: RefSeq, a predicted model, not a curated record
AUGCUCACAGACACCCAAGAACUUCUUUCAAUACUUGAAAGAGUUGCAACAGCAGGUGAACUGAAGAAUCACCCAGCCGAGAAACAUUUGGCUAUAGGACAAAUAAUUUUGCACCAGCCAGAGGUUGAUUGGGAUCAAAUCCUAGACAACAAUAUGUCAAAUCUUGAAUCCUUUAAAGCUUUAGCUAGUGCACAGCCUGGAGAUGCUUCCGGUCAACCUGUUGCUAUCUUUGCCUUCCACAUUGCUAUUGCCAAAUUCAUGGAAACCAACUAUGAUUACUUACUGGCACUAGAUCAACCAUGUCCUGAUAGCAAUAUACUCAGCCUUGACUUUGCCAUUACUAUGAAAAUUUUUUGCAAGCAACCGCUCCAUAAUUACUCUAACCCAACAGUGCCCUCAAAUAUCUGGAUAAAGUCCCUUGUAUUUCAGCCACUGUCCCCCAAAAAACAGGCACAGCAAGAACUUAAACAAAAACAGGGAUACAACAAGGAGGAAGCCAAGGAAGCGGCAAGGCGUAGGGAUAAGCAUGACACUUGUCAGAGGAUUGCCAAUGAAGUUGCAAAAGAACAAUAUGCACCUCUCAAAUUGUGGCACACAAGACCUCAAAAGGACAAAGCAGUUCCAAUGGAGGAACUUGUUAAGUUAGUCAAUCUCACCCACGACUUGUAUACCAAAGCGGGAGUCAAGGACCACCAAGAUCUUCUGGCCAAACUUGAAAGGCAGAAAUUGGAGACCAUUGGAAUCAGUAGGAUGAAGAUGAUGUUGAAAAACCUCAAUAUUGAUUGA